Molecule: messenger RNA, 1263 nt
Organism: Pectinophora gossypiella (pink bollworm)
Lineage: Eukaryota; Metazoa; Arthropoda; Insecta; Lepidoptera; Gelechiidae
Exons: 5
Coding region: 1-696 (231 amino acids)
Source: RefSeq, a predicted model, not a curated record
AUGUCGGUUUUCGACGGAGAAAUCGACUACCAUUCCUUGUAUAUGGUCGACUAUGUCGAGAAGCCGAAACCCAAGAGUCCACGCCGUCACCCCAAAGAUGACGAUUGCCUGAUCGUCGGAGUGAGUAGAGAUGCUCUGAAGGCGAAGGAUGCGCCUCGAAAGUUUCCGGAUAUGCUGUGUCCAUUGAAACAUGAGUAUUACAAGAAGGCUGUUGAGAGGUUCGAAGAAGACUACCCGAAGCUCCACAAGAAGUACAUGAAGGGCGACAUCAACCCAACCCCCAUCGAACAUGAGAUCCAGGACUUGAAGCGUACCGAGUAUCUCGUCAAAUACUGUUCUAGAGAGCUCCCCUUCAUGUCAGUGAACCUGACGAGACGUGCGCGCGCGCUGCAGACGCUCCACCUGCCCGAUGACAUCGCCAUACCCGACACCACCAACCGCGGCUCAUACCGCCACCCCCCGGACGAGAAGUACGUCGACCAUCCAUCUACGUUCUCCACCCGCCCGAAGUACGAUGACUCUUUGCAGAAGGAACUCCGGCGCAUAUUACGCGUCAACACAGGAGAGACAACCUACGGUGUGUGCCACGGACUUCUGGCCAAGGUCAUUUUGGAGAAGAAUCCUUUCGGACCUCCUCGGGAGGAACCGAAAUAUGGACGAUGGAAGAACCGAUACUUCUACACUUACCGCAUAUGAUCAACGCCAUCUAUCGGAGAGUAGAGGAAGCGACAGCGUUUGUAUUUUUUGGAGUUUCUAUUCUAUAUUCCAUGGUAUAAGAAGACCAGGUAUGCUCAAUCCUAUGACAAGCCGCCAUUGCUAGUCCAUUGAUGACGUAAGUGUUACCAUUCAAUUGGUAUCUCCAACAUUUCAAGGACGUAAAGUUUAUUAUUGAAAAUUAAGGGAAUUACUGACUAUUGACUAUUUAAUUACUAUUACUUGUCACAUAUAUAUAAAAAAACAUUACAACUGUACGUAAAUCGUUUACUGAAAGUACAAAAUUACCUUGCAAAGUAAAUUAAAAACAAUGGUCGUGGGUAAUUUAUUUUUUACAAGAUGGCAACACAGGGCGGGAUGACAUCAGCUGGGCUAACCUUGAAAUGCUAGCUGUCAGUUUUGAGAAUACCUGGUCUUCUUAUACCAUGCUAUAUUCAAAAUGUUUGUAUAAUUUGUUUUCUAUGUAAUAUUCUUGCUUGACUGAUAUGCAAUAGGAAUAGGGAGCAAGAAAUUCCAGGAAAAUAGACUUCACAAAUAGUGCUCUUAGUA